GUUCUAUGUAACUACGUUCUCUGUAUCGUCUAUUGGACAUCCUUUCCUUUCGGCGCGUAGUUAAGAUUAGUAACGAAAUGAGCGUUGUUCUUGGAUUACUUUCACUACUUCUUGUUGUAGUGAAUGCUAGGAUUGAUUGUGGAAACACGGUGAAACUUGAAGUUGACAUUGAUAACGUCCAGUCGCAUGGCAUAUCUUAUAAAAAGGCAACUGUCAAGAAAUCCGUCCCAGCAAAUGUUGUCUUUAAUGUGAUUGCCGACAGAAGGCCAAUAGAGAUUGAAUCUAUUGAUUGGAUGUACAAUAAUGUAUCGAUUAAUAUUGGUGAUAGCGACAAUCAAGAUAUAUAUUACAUAGUUGAGAAAGUUAAUUCUGGUUUCACUGUUACACUGCAUAUCAAAAUGCCAACCUCUCGUGUUGCUGGUACCUGGGUUCUUACAGUAAUUGCAAAGGAUAAUUCUAAACAUAUUGGUGUUUGUUAUGUUUCAUCUCCACCUGUAAUUCGCUCAAGAUUUGGCCCUGUUCGUGGUCAUGAAGGGAAUCCAUUAUCUGUUCUUUGUGAAAUUGAUGGUUUCCCAGAAGCAAAAAAAGUUGUUUGGGAACGUUUAGUGGAGAAUGAAAAUGAUCCGACUCGAAACAAGCUAGUUCCAGUGACUAAUGCUAUAUUCAAACCGCAUGAAGGCACUAAAGAUGCUAUAAUGGAAUGGACUGAUGCUUCAAAUGCAACUGGAUUUUAUAUGUGCACAGCAAAAUCCGAUUUAGGAACAGACAGUUUAUUGUUAGAAGUUCGUAUUAAAAGUAAACUGGCUCCUUUGUGGCCUUUCAUUGGAAUUCUAGCCGAGUUAGUGGUACUUGGUAUUAUCAUAUUGAUUUAUGAACGUGCUCAAGCUAAACGUCGUCGUGAUGAAGAAGAUCGAAACACCUUGUUGAAACAAAAUCCUAAGAGUGAUCAAAUGUAACCAGAUCGUUAGCUAGUUCUCUGUGAUGAAAUCGUGACUACGUUUGUUUGCUCCGUUCUCUUUAUUGGCCUCUUCGGCGUCAGUAAUAAACAGACUCUUAUUUCAAUACUGCUUUUUUGUUCAGACAUAUAUUUAUCUCAGCUUUUUUUUUGAAAAAACACGUAUAUAUAUCUCCCUUUUUAAAUGACGUGUGCAUGUGUUUAUGUAUGUAUGGGCGCAGGUGAGUGAGCAUAUAUAUAUGUGUGUGUGCGUGCGCGCGUGAUCGCAUAUUUGUCUCUAAUGCCAUUUUUUCCCACUGGCAUUGGGACACUAAUGUAUUAUUCAUUCUUCCAGAUCUGGAUUGACAGAAAGUAUUAGCGCAUUUCAUACUCUGACUGCUACUAUUGAUAUUCAUAAUGAUCAUAACAAUCAUCAUCUUCAUCAUAAAACGUCAAACAACGUAACACAGUUGUUUCUAUUUUCACAUGUUACGUAAUAUUUUUUCUGCAAACAGAGACAUUGUACCCUUAAUACUACUUUGCGUACUGUUUUAUUAUUAGUAUGAUUAUUAUUAUUGUUAUUAUUAUCACUAUUGUUAUUAUCGUUUUUUGCUGUGCUGCAUUACUACGUACUUCUCUCUCUCUCUCUCUCUCUGAGUGUGAGUGUGUGUGUGUGUGCUUAAACAGCAGAAACACAUUAUUAUAAUCUA
Molecule: messenger RNA, 1644 nt
Organism: Schistosoma turkestanicum
Lineage: Eukaryota; Metazoa; Platyhelminthes; Trematoda; Strigeidida; Schistosomatidae
Source: the annotation of a GenBank genome assembly